This is a messenger RNA of Cutaneotrichosporon cavernicola, 1131 nucleotides long. RefSeq lists its product as uncharacterized. Gene Ontology annotation, cellular component: cytoplasm. The transcript has 5 exons. Gene Ontology annotation, biological process: aromatic amino acid biosynthetic process. The coding region runs from base 1 to 1131 and encodes 376 amino acids. The record is from RefSeq and is a predicted model, not a curated record. Gene Ontology annotation, molecular function: 3-deoxy-7-phosphoheptulonate synthase activity. Lineage: Eukaryota; Fungi; Basidiomycota; Tremellomycetes; Trichosporonales; Trichosporonaceae.
AUGCCUGCCAACGGCCACCACACCCCUGCUUCAGCUGGCGAUGUCCUCGACGACCGCCGUGUCAAGCAAAUCCGGCCCCUUAUUCCCCCUCAGAUCUUGACCGAGGAGCUCCCACUCACUCUGCGUGGUGCACAGACCGUGAUUGACGGGCGCCGCCAGGUCGAGGCUGUGGUCAAGGGCGACGACGACCGUCUCCUCGUUGUUGUUGGCCCCUGCUCCGUGCACGACCCCGAGCAGGCACUCGUUUACGCCAAGCAGCUCAAGGCUUACGCCGAUGAGGCCAAGGAGGACCUCAUGAUCGUCAUGCGCGUCUACUUUGAGAAGCCCCGUACGACGGUCGGCUGGAAGGGUCUCAUCAACGACCCGGACAUGAACGGCACCUUCCAGAUCAACCGCGGUCUCAAGAUGGCCCGUAAGCUCCUCCUCGAUCUCACUGAGAUUGGUCUCCCGACCGCCGGCGAGUUCCUCGAUGUCAUCUCGCCCCAGUACCUCGCCGACUUGACCGCUUGGGGAGCGAUUGGAGCGCGAACCACCGAGUCCCAGGUGCACCGCGAGUUGACCUCGGCGCUGUCCAUGUCGGUUGGCUUCAAGAACGGCACGGAUGGAAGCAUGGACAUUGCCGUGGACGCCAUCAAGGCCUCCAAAUCGUCGCACACCUUCCUUUCCGUCACCAAGCAGGGCCUUACCGCCAUCGUCGAGACCGAGGGUAACGACACCACCCACCUCAUCCUCCGCGGCUCGACCAAGGGCCCCAACUACGAGGCCCAGUUUGUCGAGGAGGCUGGCAACAAGCUCAAGAAGGCCGGGCUCAACUCCCGCCUCAUGGUUGACUGCUCGCACGGAAACUCGAGCAAGCAGCACGAGAGGCAGAUCGACGUCGGCAGGGACGUCGCUCAGCAGCUCGCCAGCGGCGGCGCCACUUCCCAGAUGCUCAUGGGCGUCAUGAUCGAGUCCAACCUCAGGGAGGGCAACCAGAAGGUGCCCCACGAGGGGCCUUCGGGCCUCAAGUACGGUGUCUCGAUCACCGAUGCCUGUAUCUCGAUGGAGCAGACCCUUCCUCUCCUUGACGAGCUGCGCGCCGGCGUUCGCGCUCGCCGUGCGGCUGUCAAGGCCAAGCACGAGCAGAAGUAG